Messenger RNA from Lytechinus pictus (painted urchin), 2833 nucleotides. Its product is annotated as mesoderm-specific transcript homolog protein-like. Lineage: Eukaryota; Metazoa; Echinodermata; Echinoidea; Temnopleuroida; Toxopneustidae. Gene Ontology annotation, molecular function: monoacylglycerol lipase activity. Gene Ontology annotation, biological process: acylglycerol catabolic process. The record is from RefSeq and is a predicted model, not a curated record. The transcript has 12 exons. Gene Ontology annotation, cellular component: mitochondrion. Bases 497 to 1492 code for a protein of 331 amino acids.
AGGAAUCCCGUAGGAGUGGGAGAGAGACGUUUCUUACCCGUGUCAAUCACCGACUUCACAUCUUUGUACCUCGGGUUUUCUGGCACUUUCCUGUUGAGAAUCUGCAAUAGAAACAACGAAAUGUAGAACAAAUUCAAGUUAAAAAAAUGAAUGCGAAAUCAGGCAUUCUGGCUCAACAAAUUUAUAUUUUAUAUACUUACAUCGACCCUUGUUCCAGGCCUUGAGGUUCUCCCGUGGGCAGACAUGUUGGCUUGACAACAUAAAACGAAUACGGUAUACGUACGGUACGUAGUAGCCCAACGAGCGCUCGCCCUAUCAUCGCGCCAAUCAAUAAUUCGAAUCCCACUAUAUAUAUCGCAGAGCAGAGGUGCUGAGCUGAGCCGACCUGACUGUGCAUGUAAUUGAUUUUUUUCAACUGGCAAAUCUCUUUUUUCACCCAAAUUAGCAGCGCUGAGUAAAAUACUGGAUAAGGAGGUCGGAAUCAUAUGUUUUCGCUAUGGACAGAACAUCAGUUCUCAUCAUCUCGGCCCUAGUUGCUGGAUUGGCUGUUUUCCACAACUAUCCAGCCCCAGAACUCUCUCCACAGCUUAAAGAAUGGCAGGACACAGGAAAAUUCUUCAAAUUUAACGGUCAUAACAUCUUCUACAAAGAUGAAGGAAGCAAAGAAAAUGAGGAUGUCUUGGUCAUAUUUCAUGGUUUUCCAACAUGUGGACAUGACUUUCAUAAGAUUUGGGAUGGUUUGACUUCCCAGUUUGGCCGUGUUAUAAUGCCAGAUUUCCUUGGGUAUGGCUUCAGUGAUAAACCAGCAGACCAUUAUUACAGUUUGUUUGACAAAGCUGACAUGAUAGAGGCUCUUUUAGCAACGUUGGGUGUUUCCAAGAUUCAUAUCCUGGCUCAUGAUAUGGGUAGUACUGUUGCUCAGGAACUCAUACACAGGCAAAACAAGGUAUCUGAUAUUGGAUCUAGUGCCAACAAUAAAGUUGAAAUCAUCAGUGUGUGUCUAUCAAAUGGAGGUAUUAUACCAGAGACCAUUCAACAACGGCUGUUGCAAAAGAUUCUUUUGAAGCCAUACUUGGGAGCACUGGCACCAUACUUGAACAAUAGAUUUCUAUUCAAGAAAGGCUUUGGAGAGGUUUUUGGAAAGCUGACACAACCUACAGCUGAGGAAUUCUCCAACCACUGGGCAUUGAUCAGGCAUAAUGAUGGCAAUCGUAUUCCCCACCUUCUGAUAAACUAUCUACGAGAGAGGUAUAUCAACAGAGAUCGAUGGGUGCAUGCUCUUUCCGAUACUGCUAUCCCAUUGCACAUCAUCUUUGGCCCAUCAGAUCCUGUAAACCCUAAGGAUCCUUUCCUCAGUACUUACAAGAAACUAGUCCCCAACUCUGGUGUGAGUGAGUUAGAGCCUCACAUAAGUCAUUACCCUCAGUUAGAAGCUCCCAAGGAAUACCUUCAAGCAUAUCUUCAGUUCUUCAAGUCGUUAAAGAAGUCAUAAGGGACAAUCAGUUUGUGUCGCUUGGUCUACAAGGAGAUGGUCUAAUUCUCAUAUAGUCUAACGCCUUCAUGGCUAAACCAACUUGAUUUACUGUCAGUCUGCGCUAAUUACUUUUUGGUCCAAUCAUCACUUGGUCUCAUACUCACUUGGUCUAAUAACAUCUUGGUCUAACUGCAUGGCAUUUAAUCCAAUGCCCAGAUGGUCUCAUUUCCACUUUGUUUUAAUACUUAUUAUUUUGUAUGCUGUCAAAUAAAAAUUUGGUUCAUAAACAACUCAUCUAAUCAUUUAGACUAUUUGUGUUUGACUAAGUGGACAAAAGCGGGUAUAGCCUGACUGGAAAUUAGACAAAGUAUUAAAUGGGCUAAAUCGCAAUUAGACCAAGUAUUCAGCAGAACUGGUUGUAGAUGAACUAGGAUUAGGCCAUGUGGGAUGAGACCAAAAGGAAAGUAGACAUAGUUUGUAGACCAAGUGACAAUUUACCCAUAAAAGUGGCCACAUGUUGUAGUUUAUCCAAUAAUUUUUCUAUACAGAGCCCCAUAAUCAAACAAAAAACAUCACAAGAAAAAUGAAAAAAAAAAUUGACACACACUUUGCCUAUUUUUAGUACAUCAAUAUUUCUUUUUUGUCCGAUUAUAAAAAAAAAUGAAUAAACAUAACUGCUAAAAUCCUUGUUUUGGAUGUGUCAAGAAACCUCAAUCACAAUUUUCACGUGCGGUAAAAUAUGGACUUGUAAAUUUCUUAAUGAAUUAUGUACAUUAUUAAUCAAGUGAUCAUUGAUUUUAAUGACACUGGUAUAUAAUAAGUGCAUUGAUGAUAUAAAGAAUGCAUUAUUGUAAUAUUUUGUGGUAUAUUCUAUUCAUUGCCAAUCAGAAUUAACCAGGAUAAUCCUAUUUUUAAUCAUUGUAAAUUCAAAAUUAAUGUUGAUGUAAAUACAAACGUGUAUUUGAUAAAAUUUGCAAGACCAAAGUGAAAAAGCUUGUUGGAAUUUUAUAAAAUACAUAUCUGAUAUUAGUAAGGCUCAGAAUGUCUGACUGCAAUAUGAAGUCUUUCAAAGAAAUCAGUAUUACUGUAAUAUUGUUGAUAUUGUUUUGAAAAAUGCUGUACAAAUGUGCUGAUUUAGAUGACAUUCUAAGGAUGUGUGAUAAAAUGUACUUUUAACUGUAAAAUGAGCAGAUUGUUUAUUUGUUACAUUAAUUUGUGAGUGUGUACAUGUUAUUGAUGAGCAUUGAUACAGAAAUUCAAAGAAUUAGAACAAAGAUUGUGCUGAAUUGAUUAUCCAGCUGUAUGUUAACAUUAAUUGUGCCAAAGAUAAAUAUAUACUUUAUAUAUCUUAAAAAUGAA